Dermochelys coriacea (leatherback sea turtle) is the source of this 9343-nucleotide messenger RNA. RefSeq names its product Sp1 transcription factor (gene SP1). The coding region runs from base 27 to 2525 and encodes 832 amino acids. The record is from RefSeq and is a predicted model, not a curated record. Gene Ontology annotation, biological process: regulation of transcription by RNA polymerase II. Gene Ontology annotation, molecular function: DNA-binding transcription factor activity, RNA polymerase II-specific; RNA polymerase II cis-regulatory region sequence-specific DNA binding. Lineage: Eukaryota; Metazoa; Chordata; Testudines; Dermochelyidae. The transcript is spliced from 6 exons.
GAGGUCACGAGGGGAGGGGGCUCGAGAUGGGGGACGAUCCCGGGGCAGUGGGGACCUUUGUAUCCUCGUGGGAUGGGUCAUGGGGGGAGGGGGGCAAAGAUCCCGUGGGGGGGGGCAUCCUUCGCGAGGGUGGAUCUCGCAGGGACUGGGAGAGCCCUCGUGGGGGAGGAUCCGGGGGGGAAGGGGCAGCCCUCGUGGGGGUGGACCUCAGGGGAAGCGGAACCCUUAAGGGGGGAAUCCCUGGGAGAGGAGACCAAGAGAGUCCAGAAGAAAUGGCUGUUGUGAAGUCUGAGAAGGAAGAAGAAAGUACUUGUAGCAGAAGCAGUAGUAUUGGAGGCAAUGGUGAGGGUCAGGAAUCCCAGCCUUCCCCCCUGGCUCUGCUGGCAGCUACGUGCAGCAGGAUUGAGUCUCCCAAUGAGAACUCCAACAGCUCCCAGAGCCAGCAGGGGGGCUCAGGUGAGCUGGACCUCACAGCUGCUGCCGCUCAGCUUGCCCAGACUACAAAUGGUUGGCAAAUCAUUUCCACUGUCCCUGGGACAUCCACCUCCUCCAAGGAGCAAGGGAGCAACGGCAGCGAAUCCUCACCAAAAAACCGACCUGUGACAGCUGGGCAGUAUGUGGUUGCUGCUGCCCCCAAUUUGCAGAAUCAGCAGGUGCUGACCAGUUUGCCUGGUGUCCUACCAAACAUUCAGUACCAGGUGAUCCCACAGUUUCAAACUGUUGAUGGGCAGCAGCUGCAGUUUGCCACCACCCCAGCCCAAGUUAACGUCCAGCAGGAUGCCUCUGGCCAACUUCAGAUCAUCCCUGGGACAAAUCAACAGCUCAUUACAAAUAGAGGUGGGACAGGCAAUAUCAUAGCCGCCAUGCCAAAUUUGCUGCAGCAGGCUGUCCCAAUCCAGGGGGUUGGAUUGGGCAGUAACGCUCUCUCGGGACAAACUCAAUACGUGGCAAAUGUCCCAGUGGCUUUAAAUGGUAAUAUCACCUUGCUGCCUGUCAGCAGUGUUGCCACCAGUUUGGCGCCCACUUCUCAGACCGUCACUUUAAGUAGCUCUGGCUCUCAAGACAGCAGCUCUCAAAUAGUGACUUCUGGUGCUGCAAUCAGCUCUUCCAACAUAGUGACGUCCCUUGCCACCUCUGGUGCUUUUUUCACCAAUGCCAACAGCUAUUCUACCACGACCACAAGCAGUAACAUGGGCGUCAUGAAUUUUUCCAGCAGUGGGACCAUGGGAACAAAUGUUCAGGUCCAGACACCCCAGAGGGUUAGCGGCGUUCAGAAUUCGGACUCUCUACAGAACCAGGUUUCUGGUAUGGGACUUCAGCAAGGUCAGCAGAAGGAUGCCGAUCAAAAUCAGCAGUCUCAGCAGCAGAUCCUAGUGCAGCCUCAGCUUGUGCAGGGAGGGCAAACCAUUCAGGCCCUCCAAGCUGCUCCACUCUCUGGCCAGACCUUUACCACCCAAGCCAUCUCCCAAGAUGCUUUGCAGAACCUUCAGCUUCAAGCAGUCUCCAACUCUGGGCCAAUCAUUAUUCGAACACCUACUGUGGGGCCAAACGGACAGGUCAGCUGGCAGACUAUUCAACUGCAGAAUCUUCAGGUGCAGAACCCCCAAGCUCAGACAAUCACCUUGGCCCCAAUGCAGGGAGUCUCUCUGGGGCAGACGGGGCACACCAACACGCUCACACCAAUAGCAUCUGCCUCACUCCCCAGCGGCACUGUCACGGUAAACGCCGCUCAGCUGUCUUCUAUGCCAGGCCUUCAGACCAUUAACCUCAGUGCCUUGGGAGCGUCUGGAAUCCAGGUACACCAGCUACAAGGGCUGCCACUGGCUAUAGCAAAUGCCACUGGUGAUCAUGGUGCUCAAUUGGGCCUGCAUAGUGGAGGGGGUGACGGAAUGGGAGACGAAAACGCUACUGUGGAAGAAGGGGAGACUAGUCCUGACCCACAGCCACAAGGCCGAAGGAUGCGGAGAGAAGCCUGCACCUGCCCAUACUGCAAAGACAGCGAAGGAAGGGGUUCUGGGGAUCCCGGUAAGAAGAAACAGCACAUCUGCCACAUCCCAGGGUGCGGGAAGGUGUAUGGCAAGACGUCCCACCUGCGGGCUCACCUCCGGUGGCAUACCGGGGAGAGACCUUUCGUCUGCAGCUGGUUGUUCUGCGGGAAGCGCUUCACGCGCAGUGACGAGCUGCAGCGACACAAGCGCACGCACACAGGUGAGAAAAAAUUUGCCUGCCCGGAGUGCCCAAAACGCUUCAUGAGGAGUGACCACCUGUCCAAGCACAUCAAGACCCACCAAAACAAGAAGGGAGGCACAGCCAACAAUGUGGCCAUGAACGUCUCUGCGGUCUCCAUGGACUCAGGGACUUCGGAGGGAAACAGUGGGCCAACCCCAUCGGCCCUCAUCGCAACCAACAUGGUGGCCAUGGAAGCCAUUUGUCCUGAGGGCAUCGCACGCCUUGCAAGCAGCGGCAUCAAUGUCAUGCAAGUGGCAGAUCUUCAGUCCAUCAACAUCAGUGGGAAUGGAUUUUGAGAUUCUGUGAACCACAAGUCAUGGACAAUGUCCAAAUCUGGGGUUCAAGGUAGCAUGGGUCUAAGAGCCGACUGGAGAGGGAGAAGAUAAAUAUUUUGUUGCUCGUGUGCUGAGAGGGUAGGGUCGGUUACACCUUCUAGCACGAGUGCCCAGUUCCUCUCUGCCAGGAAUGCUACUUGAAAACAAGGCCCGGCGAUCGGCUCAGACCUCUGAGGCCCAGUGACUACAUGGGGAUGCCAGAGCUUUUUUUGACUCGACUUUCCCCUCUCCCUCAUAACUUCUCCCCUAUCUUUCCCUCAGUAGGUACCCCGAUGCCAACAUGCCUUGGUAAAUGUAUAUGAUCAUUGAAAUACUUUUUAGCGCAAAAAAAAAAGAUUCUAUAUUAUUAUUAUAUAUAUAUAUAUAAAAAUAUAAAAUGUGUUCAUUUGAGCAAGGGAAAAAAUUGCUGCGACCAAAGUGUUUGGUCUAUUUUGGAUGCCUUAUCUUUGAACAGAUGACCCCGUGGGUAGUUAAUGAGACAAUACCCAAGCUGUUGUUCAGAUGCUAUAUUACAUUUUACAUUGUAACCUUAAGAAAAUUAGCCUUUUGUAUGCUCUGCUUUUAGGUUUCUUUUUUUCCUUAAUUUUUUUAAUUAUUUGGGUGAGGUUUUCUUCAUAUAAAACAGUCACCCUCUUCCUUCCCCUGCCUUAAUCCCUUCAUUGCUUUAUUUUAAAUUGUAUUUGCUGCAGAGAUUCUCCUAUCAGAGUUAUUUUAACCCUUGCUGUUUCAUUCUGAGCAUAAGUGUACGUGUAAAAUUGAUUGUAAAGGUUUUUGUGCGGGUUCACUCGAGCUAUUUACCAGAAGAGGGUCCGGGACCCAUAAUGCAUUCUGAGUUUUUUGCGGGGGAGGGAAGGGAAGGGGAGUCUUGGGCAAAUUUAUUUUUCUGCAGUCGGUCUUAAAAACAAAACGCCAAUGUCGGUGUGUCCAGGGCUGGUGAGAUGAAGACACCUCGAGUGUCAAGUGGCAAAAAACAAUGAAUUAGCUGAAAAUGCAGUGGAGAAGAGACCACAGAUAACACUGUGUCUAUCCAGAGUAUUGUACCUAGUCUGGUUAAAAUGUAGCAUGAAGGGGAUGCCUGUUUGCAUCCCUAAUCUGAGGGUCACUGCAGAGCAGCUGAUGAUGCUAGUGCAGAGGGUGAGUAGAAAUAGACUGUUGGUCAGACUGGCAGGCUGCUGGUACAUUUGUAAGUGGCAGGGAGUUUGUCUGCCAGACAUGGACAUCAGGCAUUUGGUGCUUAGUGGACAUGUUACACGGCCCUGUGCUGGGGCUGUUUGUUAAUGGGACGCAUGUCUCUUAUUCAGAUUAAAUCAUCACAUCAUCUUGCCAGAUUUUUUUUUUCUUCCAACACUACAUUGCUUUUCUGUCUCCAAGACUUCCCCGUUCUUUCAGAGAUUUCCAAACCAGUAAUUGGAAACAAAGGAAUUUCUUGGCCAUCUUUUCCUCUUAGUCUUUUUCAAGGCCAUGGUGGGUCCGGAGGCUGGUAGUUCUGAAUCGUUCUAGACUCCUCUGUCCAACUCACUCUUCGUCCCCCGCCCUUCUCUUCCUGCUGCAGCCACAACAAAGUGGGUGUUCCCUAAGGCCUGUCCGUUUCCCCUAGCCCUUCUGUGAAGCCCAGCUGAAACGGAGCGAGCUGUCCCUACGACAGCAUAAAAUUGCAGGAAGAGGACAUUGUGCACUGUAGAUUGUGGGGGCUUCAGGAUUUAGAAUCCCUCCAGAUGAGAAUUCAGUCACCUUUAUGUGUCACCCACCCUCCCUCAACCCACAAAUCAUCCUUGAUAAUGAAGCUGCGUGUCAUUCGUGAACUCAUGCAUUUCAGUGCUUGGUGACUUCUUUAGUAAAUCUUUGGUUCAGAGACACCUGAUGGAAAAACAAGGGCUUGAAGAAUCCUCUAGGAAUAAGGUGAAUUUUAUUUAAUUAGGAUGAUAAGCAGUGUUCUGGUGUGUUUUCAUAUAAAAAUAAAUGCAGGAAACUGCCAUAUACUCCUGCAACCUGGUGUUCGAUAGCUUAUUAGUGCAGGCAGGUGGUAGUGAUUUUAAUUUGUAAGCUGGAUCUUCUGUUGAAUCCCUUUGCUGAGGAAGGUAGAAACAUUGGGGUUUGCAUUAACCAGCAUCAAGGCUGAGCUGCAGUAGAGCCCUUGUCUGGAAGAGCAGGAGGCAAAGGUCUGUGUCUGAUGUGUGGAAAGGUUUUUAUAUUUGGAACUCUGUUGGAAAAUGCAGCAGCUUUGGAAGUUAAAAACUAAAAUCCCUUUGUAUGGGUUGCUAUUGAUUGUGUAACUAUAUAUAAUAUCUAUCAAACCGUUUAAAACAAAAAUUUGGUGUUGGGUGCAGAGGAUAGUGUUAGGCCAGUGUUAAUUGUUCCUCUCAAAAAGAGGAAGGAAAGAGGUAAGUAGCAAGUGGGAGGGCAGAUAUUACAGUGGAAUCAGUGUCUCUCUUCACAUUUUGGUCCCACGGUUGUUGCUGAUUUUCAGCACACAUGGAGGCGUUGGACUCUCUUCCAUUCCCUUUUCAUGCUUUUUGCUGGGAGGCUUCUAGGAAGUUUUUUAUGCAUGUGCAUGGAAUUGCAGGAAGGCAACCUGUUUGGUAGGGAGAAACCCCAAACAACAUUGAGAUGAAAUAAAACUUUAUAUGAACCUGAAUCACACCUGUAAAUGGUGCUUACUUUCUCUCUAACUAAAAGCAUGUGUGAUUCUGCUGUAUAUUUUAUAUACACCUUGCAUAUAAACACUUCUUUUAACCUGUUCUACGUAAGGAGAAUACACUUGAAAUGAGGCAGAUGCCGUGUGCUUAGGGGCUUUAUAAGAAAGUUCAGGAAUAGUGGAUGUUCUUAAUUAUUUCAAUAGCUCUCCUAGACCAGUUGCUGAGAGCAUAGAGGCAGUUUUGAUAAGAGAGCCACUCAUAGGCACCGACACUGAGAGGUGGUUUUUGCUGAGUCUACUAUAGCAGGUUUCUUCUCUAUUCUAGUGUUGCUUGGAAAGUGAGGGAGAUGAUGCAUCAAGGCUUUUGGGUCAGGAAUAGCCAAUGAGAACACAGUGUUCCAAUCAAACAGAAGCUUACAGUGUGCCUCUCGGAAGAUUAUUGCUUGGACACUGCAGUUCUGGGAUCUAAGCAUCCUUCCUGCGUCAAACCAGCUGAGUUCUAGAGAACUGAAUUCUGGGCGAGGUGGGGAAACAGAUGCGUUAGUCAGACUAGUAUCAUGGGAUAGCAGUAACAGAUCAUCCUAAAAUGACCAGGGGCUUCUGUGCUGCUAGCUUACAAUACCGCAGACAGGCAACUUCUCUCUGAAUUCCCUUUUCUCUUCCACGAGAGCCAAAUUCUUUCCCCUCAUCAUGGGAUGUGAUGCAACCCAGAACACCAGGAGCGGGUAUUUCUAAUCAAGCUGCCAUUAAGACACACAGGCUGACCAUGGUUGCCAAGGUAGCUGGGCUCUGAAGAGCCAAUCACUCAGAAGUAACUUCUUUUUUUUUAGUGUAAUGCAAACCUCAGCACUAAUCCCCAAUUGUCUUGUUUGCUUUAAAAUCCUGUUUGUUUAACUUUAUAUGAAAAUUCCCUGCAACUGGGGGAUAUUACAGGUUCCUUUCUCAGAUCUGAGUUAAAUUUUUGGCAAGGUCUGUCUGUCAGCCAGUUCCCUUGUCUUCAUUCUGGGUGUGGCUCGCUCACUUAGGUUUGGAGAGAGAUUUCUUCCACAGCGGGAUGUGAGAGUUUUGUACCUUUACUAAUUCAUGACUGCUUGGUGACCUUCCUUCACCAGACUCUGUGUCUGUGUUGUCAGAUCAUCAGCAUGCUUUGUCAGUUUCAAACAGCAGUACCUCCCCCUUUGCACCUGCAAAAUGCCUCCUUGUCUUCAAAGCAGAAAUUGGUGCAUGCUGGCAGGAGGCAAAGUCCUGCCAAACUGUGAAGUGUGAACACAUUUUUACCUUUUAAAAAAAUAAAUACAGGGAGGGAAGAAUCUUAGCUAUCACUGUAAAUUCCUCUGGCUGAUUUCUUUCUUCUCUCUAUCUCUAUUUUUGGACUUGUAUAUUUUUAUAUAGGAAACUUUGUAUUUUUUUAACAAUCUGUGAAGCACUAUGAAUUCCAGUUGUGUCAAAUGUCAAUAUCUUCCGCAUCUUGUGAAUACUGGAAGCUAUGGAUGGUUAGUAGAAAGCAGUGUUUAAAAAAAACGAAAAAAACAAAAAACAUAUUUCAUUAACUGCCUCAUUAGGCUAUUCGGGUGCCCAUUGCUAGAACAGCUACCUGAGAACAUUGCCAAUUCCUCCUUGUCACUUGCAUUCUUUGAUGUAUUGAGGUCAAAGGUAGAUUUAGAGAAGUUCUGGAAACUAUCCAGGUUACAUCACUUGGUGACCACAUAUUCAGUAGUUAUCCAGUAUGUCAAAUGCAGCAUAAUGCUGGGGGAGCCCGUGUCUCCACUGAGAACAUAAUGUACUUUCAUCUUCCGUCCACAUAACUGUCCACUAAUCCAGGAUUUUCGCUUAAGAAGCCUAGUAUAACCUUAGAAGGGUUGGAAAGGAUCCCUAACUGUAAUCUCCUUGUCCUUGUGGGGUAGUGUAUCCUAACUAGAAGGGAAAGUAGUGGUCAGCUUGGACGGUAUUGCCUUGUUUCUAAAGCGCCGUCUUUGAGGAAUAUUCUUUGGACUGAGGUUUCUACAGGUUUCACUGUGACCUUGUUGAACAGGUCCCAGCAAUGGAAAGCUCACCACAGAGGAAUGGUGCUUUUUUUCCCCCCCAUUAAGGAACCAGAAUUAAUCUGUAGUUUCCUGUGGAAAAAAAUGGCCCUGCAUGUGUCUCCGCUCCUCAGUGAUUUAAAAUCUUAAAAAUCAGACCCGUUACACCUCGUGACAUCGCUCAGGGCUGUGAAAGAUUGUGGGCCCUGAGUGCUGUAGAUAGGUCAUCCUAACUCCCAGUGUAGAUGGGGCAAGGUCAAUGGGAUCUUCUGUUGACCUGGCUACUGCCUCUGAGAGGUGAAUUAGCUCCAUUGACAGAAGGAGUUUUCCUGUCUACAUAGGAAGCAUGGAUGCUUCGGCACAGCUUGUAGACACGGCUCUACCAUAUGUCAGAUCCAAGAGCAGCAGCACCAACUUUUUAUAGAUUGGAGAUGGAAAACAAGCAGAAGAACACGGGUAUGGACUGUGCCUUGAACCUAUGUGAAGUGGCUGGUCCUAGCUGCAAGGGCAAUGCAGUUCUUGCCCAAAUCCAGGCAAAAACUGUAGGAUAGAUGUUUGCUAAAGGCUAAUUCCCAAUGUCCCGUCCCCACCCCGGUCCUGUUAACGUACAUGAUGGACCAGCUAAUACAAAGAACAUAAAGUAUCUGAGAAUCUCGCUACAACUCCAUAGCCACUCUGGCCCAGAUCCACAAGGUUUUUGGCUUCUAACUUUCAUUGAUUUCAGUGGAAGUUAGAAUCCUAAAUACCUUUGUGGAUCUAGGCCUUUGUGUCUUAGAUAAGCCCAGCUCUUUGGGGGCAGUGGGAAGAAGAGGUGGCAGAGGGAGAAUGUACUCUUGGGCUGCUGCAGCUCCUGGGGAUCUGAAGAACCUCUCCAUUUGCAAAAGAAAAUUUCGCCUUGGGGUUUAGAAAUGAGAUUUCUCCGUCCCUGCUGACCAGCCACAGCUCUCAUGGACUUCACCGGGCACCUCACUGCCAUUGCUCAGGUCACUUUGGCAUUCAUUAGCCUCUCUGGUCUCAUUAGACAGUCGCUCGUUAAUACCCAUCACCCUCCUCUGCUCAUUCGGCUUGCCUUGUUUACGCAACCGCAGUUGACUGUCUGUAGCUGGCUCACAGCGGGCUGUGCCAAGAUCCAUGUGCCAUGCUGAGCCUGGUAUCCUUGCUUUGUAUCCUACGGUAACAAGUUUGGGUUGGUUUGUGGUGGUUUGGGCAGCAAUGCUGAUGGCCCUGUUGCAAACUCAGUGGGGGAAAUCUUGACCCCGUUUACAACCAAGGCAAAGCUCCUGUUGACGUCAGUGGGGCUAGGUGUCACCCCCAUGUCUGUUGCUUCCGUUAAAUGAAUUGCACUGUUCACCCAAGCACAUGACUGGCUGCUUCUGUGUCAGGCUCUCAGGAUGCAACGGGGAGCGCCUGUAUAACUUUGAGAUCUGCAGUUCCCUGUGGAAUUAACUGUGCCUUUUUAUACAGGGGUUCCAAGUGGCCAAACCAUUUGCAGGCAGGAUUGUACUGGGCUGUUUUUAACAAUUUUUUUUUUAACCCCAUGAUGGCUCAAAAUGGUCUCUUCCCGCUUUAAUCUACCCAGCCCUGUUUUUCCUUAAACUUGAUUAGCAAUUCACUUUCCCCACCCCGCCUGCUAGGGAAAUAACAUGUGUCCACUAUUCUAUGCAUUACAGCGGGGUUGUGUGCAUGGGGCGUGGCUAGUUUAAGCCAAUGCCCGUUGCUUUUGUGAGCUAACAUGCGCCAAUACCCCCCUGAGGGUUAGUGAAACCAUUUCACCAGCACUUCCUGUAGCUCCCUGGUCCCUCCUCUGACCGCCUCCCCCAUCAUUCCAAACAGGAGCCUCAAUUCGAUUCACCUUUUUGGGUGCUGACAGCACACGCUUCGUGCAACCUGUAACACUGGCAAUAAUUCUCUCGCUGUGUAAAGACUGUUUUAUCCUGUAAUAAUGUCUUUGUGCUUUUUUUAAAUCCAAUUGCCGAUUUAAUGAUGUCUGAAACACAUUUUAAAAGUGCUUUUUUUUUUUUUUUUUUUUUUUUUGUACAAAGAUUAGAUUAAAAUGUAGUUUGGCUCCUUUGUAAACAGAUUACAACUUUUUUUUUUAAGGUAAAUAAACAAGCGUCUACGGA